AUGGGCACUUAUCAGUACACUCCGCUUCCUGAAGGAAAGCACAUACGUGUCUUGACCAUCCUCCCAAAUGCCGCCAAACGGCCGCGCAUUGACUGCACGAUCGAGACGGUAACCUUGGAUGCGUCGUCCAAUUACACAGCGCUCUCAUAUACUUGGGGCAUGAAUGAAGACGGCGAUGCCAGCUUAUGCGAAGAGCUCUACAUAUCCAAUCAACGCCUGCCAAUUACACGAAACCUCUAUCAGGGACUGCUGCGCAUCCGGGAGAAGACAACGCCUGUGCGCAUGUGGAUCGAUGCUGUUUGUAUCAAUCAGCAAGACAUACCGGAACGCAACGCCCAAGUCCGAUUCAUGCCUUCCAUAUUCAGCGAAGCAGCAGCAGUUGUGGUUUGGUUGGGCGAAGGCACAACGGAGCAAGACGAUGAGGACGCCGCAUCUCUGUUCGAUGUCAUGGCCGGUGCAGAAUGGGACCUGUCGCUGUUCUGUGAUGACGACGCAAGCCAAGUUCUAUCCGGCCAGACCAGGAGCCCCAUUCGUGGAAACUUUGACAUAGAAGAUCGACUAUCCUCCUUAGAUCGCUGCUCAACCGGAAUCAUAGUCGCCAUGCGCGCUCUCGCUGGAUCGCUCAACUGGUGCGCCGGAAGAUCUGACAUGUUGUUUUCAACACUGGUACCGAGGGACUUGACAAUGUGGCAGCAUUGGAUGAGCCUCUCGAAAAUCAUCGCAGCCCUGUGGGAGCUGUACCAUGCGAGGCCAGGUGCUGUUGUAAUGAGAUGGGGUCACUGUAUCUUGGAUCUUCAACACUUCCGAGACGCUUCCGCGACUUGGUACUCAUUCGCAGGAGUAUCCAGACGCUAUGCAUCAAGACCCAAUGAGUCAGACCGUUCUUCUGGCGAGGACCUACUGCACCAAAUUCAAACGGAUAUGUUGCAUCGCAAUAUGUUCAACUUUCCUGACUGUGUCACGGUGCCAGCUUUAGGCCAAAAGCAACGACUGCCAGAGUCACUGCUGAUACACCUGCUCCGGAUAUACAGUCACUUGCGUUGUCUGGAUGAUCGCGACAAACUCUUUGCUCUUGUUAGCCUGGUUCCUUCGGCAGAAGUCGAGCUGCCAGUGGAUUAUAGCCUCAAUUUUACACAAGUGUGCAUAAAGUUUACAAUAUGGCUGCUCCGCAAAGGUCAUCUCGCGAUCGUACUCCAUCAAUUGGGCUUAACGACUCUGGAUUCUGAAUUACCGCCAUUGAACGCUCCUUCCUGGACAUUCAACCUCCGUAAGAGAAUCUACACGACGGCGGAGUCCGACAACAUUCCUGUUCAUAGGGUAGACGAAGCAGGACUGUUGUGUUCCAUGAUCUUUGCUGGCACGAUCACGAACAUUGACCUCGCGCGCAAUACCUAUGGCGGGGAGUUGGAGGUCGUGGAUUCCAGUGGAACUUUACACACAGUAGAUCGGAUAUUGUGGGACUCUAAGCUGAAGUUGCAGUCAGAUGACUGCUUAUUCGUUCCCGUGGACGCGGCAGGCUCGGGCACGCAGUACGGUAUCUUCAUGCGCCGUGCCUUGCAACACGACCGAUACAGAAUAGUCGAUGUCGCCAUGCUACGUGCGAGCGAUUUGAGCAUGCUUGAUCUCGGCCAUCCGGAACCAGUCAUGAUCGAUUGA
Fulvia fulva is the source of this 1656-nucleotide messenger RNA. Its product is annotated as Heterokaryon incompatibility protein 6, OR allele. Lineage: Eukaryota; Fungi; Ascomycota; Dothideomycetes; Mycosphaerellales; Mycosphaerellaceae. Bases 1 to 1656 code for a protein of 551 amino acids. The transcript has a single exon. The record is from RefSeq and is a predicted model, not a curated record.